Molecule: messenger RNA, 943 nt
Organism: Psylliodes chrysocephalus
Lineage: Eukaryota; Metazoa; Arthropoda; Insecta; Coleoptera; Chrysomelidae
Source: the annotation of a GenBank genome assembly
CUUAUAAGGUCCAAGAUUUUUGGCAUUUGAUUAUUGACAGUGACGUUUGUGAAUAAUCAGAUUUUCAGUUUAGAGUAAAAAUCUAAUUACAUUACGAAGAAGUGUUUUUAUUUGUUUUAUAGAUAAAAAUCUGAAGAUAUUUAAUGAGAUUAAUUGUUUUUUGUAAGUUCUAGAAAAAAAAUAUGGCAAACACGUCAAACGGUGGCGAAUCUUUUAAUUUUAAGGUAGUAUUACUAGGCGAAGGUUGUGUAGGCAAAACAAGUCUUGUAAUUCGAUAUAUAGAAGACAAAUUUAAUCCCAAGCACAUAUCUACCAUCCAGGCUUCUUUUUUAACUAAGAAACUGAAUUUAGAUGGUAGCCGUAUAAAUCUUUCUAUAUGGGAUACAGCGGGCCAAGAGAAAUUCCAUGCAUUGGGGCCAAUUUAUUAUAGAUCGUCAAACGGAGCAGUAUUAGUUUAUGAUAUUACUGAUGAAGAUUCCUUCCAAAAAGUAAAAUGUUGGGUAAAGGAACUUCGUAAAAUGUUAGGUACUGAUAUUUCAUUAGUUAUUGUUGGAAACAAAAGUGAUUUGGAGAAAGAACGGCAUGUGGAUUUAGAAGAGGCCAAAACAUAUUCUGAAAAAGUCAAAGCAAUGCAUUUCCAAACGUCGGCUAAACUGAACCAAGGUGUGGAAGAUAUGUUCCUUGCAUUAACUCAAAAAAUGCUUGAUGAAGCCAAAUUAAAGGCAGCUCAAGAAAUCCAUUUAACAAGGAAAAAUUCCCAAAGGUUGGUCCAAGUCGUAGAUGAUGAACAGGUACCAAAUACCAACAAGAGCUGUUGUUCCAAUAGUUAGACUGUCCUUAAGGCUUGCGCUUUAUGUAUAUAUCUAUUCAUUUUGUUUUAUUAUUUACAUGUGAUGUUAUUUUAUUAUUUAUAAGUAAAAUAUAAAAUUAUUAUACUAUUUCA